CUAGAACAGGUUCUUGCUGUUAAAAGUGAAGAGGAUCCGAUUUAAGGUUACAAAGAUGAUCUACCAAAUUUAACAUAGAAAUGAUAUAAAAAGGUGCGAGAUCCAAAAGUUGAGCAGUUUUGUGAGCAACAAGAAUCAGUAAAGAUGUUCAAAUUGGCCAUUUUCGUUGCUAUCGUAGCAGUGGUGUACGGUGCUGAAACACCAAUCAAAACUCGUCAGGUGGUACUCAGCCCAACCAUCCAACCUCUAGCCGGUAUCAACCCCUACUACAGGCAACAACCCAUCCACUAUAACAAUGUAGAAGCUAGCGCCAGAAUAUUGUCCCAACAACAAGAUGCUGCUCCUGACGGUUCUGGAUACGCAUACUCUUACGAAACUGAAAAUGGAAUUGCUGCUCAGGAACAAGGCCAAUGGCGUCAACUCAGCGCCGAGGAAGGUGCCCACUCCGUUAUUGGAAGCUACAGAUUUCCCCUUCAGGAUGGACGUGUCCAAAUCGUGGAAUACACAGCCGAUGAAAACGGAUUCAAGCCAGUCAUCAAAUACCAGUAAAAAGUCAACGUAUAAUUUUUCAGUUUUGUAAUUAUCCAUGUAGAUACAAAUUGUAAAUAAACUUUGUUCAUUCAUACUCAA
Messenger RNA from Coccinella septempunctata (seven-spotted ladybird), 630 nucleotides. Its product is annotated as cuticle protein CP14.6-like. Bases 145 to 549 code for a protein of 134 amino acids. The record is from RefSeq and is a predicted model, not a curated record. Lineage: Eukaryota; Metazoa; Arthropoda; Insecta; Coleoptera; Coccinellidae. The transcript has 3 exons. Gene Ontology annotation, molecular function: structural constituent of chitin-based larval cuticle. Gene Ontology annotation, cellular component: chitin-based extracellular matrix.